UUAAACCCAAACCCAAGGGAGAGCUGCGAGCUGUCCGAAAGUCGGUGCAGAUUUCAAUUUUAAGAGAUUCCCGUAUUCGUCGCCAACUCCUGCGCAGUCCUGCCUGCAGGCGCAAUUUGCAACAUUUUCAGCAAUUCUGUUGCAACUUUCUUGCGAUUUUCUCUUGAGACUUGAUUCGGGAGUGAUCAUUUUCGUUGCCGAAUGCACACAAUCGAUCUUGGGUCGUGAGAACCGAGAGUGAAAAUGGUGGAGGAUCAAUCGCCGCCGCAUUCUGCGGCCGGCAAGAAGAAGCCCGCCGAGAAGAAGAAGAGAGUUCUGGAGGAGGGCGACUGCCUGAAGGCAAUUUUGGUUUCCGGAAGAGAUGACGAAGGAAGGCCCAAGGAGGGCGACUUGGUUGUAUUUCAGUACACCACAUAUACCGAGGAGGGAUCGGUGGUUGAAUCGACUCAGAUAAAAGACGGAGGGAAGGGAGUCCCCUUCAAGUUGGUUCUGGGACGGAGCAAGAUGAUUGCAGGCUGGGAAGAGGGCCUUCCCACCAUGUCAAGAGGCGAAGUAUCCAGGUUCAAGUUGAAGGAGAAGCUGCACUUCGGGGAUCCUGAGUGCCCUGUGCCUGUUCCAGAACACUUUCCCACAACGGGAACUCUAGAAUUCGAGAUUCAUAUGGAAGACUUUUUUAAAGUGGAGGUGGUUACGGAGGACUUGGGCGUAUUAAAACAGGUUUUGAAUGUUGGGGACGGUUGGGAGACCCCUAGGGAGCCUUAUGAAGUCAGAAUCAGAGUCACUGGAAGGACACGUGGGGGAGCAAAGUUUAUUGUCCGUGAGGAAGAUCCUCUUCACUUUACAUUUGGAAAGCGCGAGGUACCAGAUGGUCUUGAAAAGGGAGUGGGGACGAUGAACAAAAAUGAGAAGGCUAUCAUUCAUAUCUUGAAUCCAUCGUAUAUAACAGAAGCAUCAGCUGUUCCUGAGUUGCCCACUCAAGCAGAGGAGCUUCAGUUUGAAGUGCAGUUGGUUCAAAUAAUUCAGGUGCGGGAUAUGCUCGGCAACGGUGCUGUCAUAAAGCGCCGUGUGAAGGAUGGGAAAGGCGAGUUCCCCGUAGAUUGCCCUCUUCAAGACAGCAUAUUGCGUAUACAUUGGAGGGGUAAACUUCCACGCGAAGGUGGAAGAGUCUUCUACGAUACAAGAGCAGAAGGAAGACCUUUUGAGUUCCGAUCUGGUGAAGGCAUGCUGCCAGAAGGACUCGAAAUGAGUGUCAGGCUUAUGCUCCCAGAAGAAAUUUCUGUCGUCACCAGCACCUCGAAAUAUGCAUACGACAAUUUUACGAGGCCUGCUUCUGUUCCAGAGGGAGCUCUUGUGCAGUGGGAGGUGGAACUUCUAAGUUUUGAGAAAAUGAAGGACUGGACUGGUAUGAACUUCCGAGAGAUUAUUGAUGAUGCCGAAAAGCAAAAAUCCACGGGCAACAGACUAUUCAAGGAGGGGAAGUUUGAGCUUGCCAAAAACAAAUAUGAAUUUUUAUUACGGGAGUUCAAGCAUGUGAAUCCGGAUGGCGAGGAAGAAGUCAAAGAAUUGAGCAACGCGCAAAUCUCGCUACAGCUGAACGUAGCUGCUUGCUGGCAAAAGCUGAAGGAUCACGUGAAGGCCAUUGAGAUGUGCAAUAAGGUGCUUGAGGGAAAUCCUCACCACGUGAAGGCUCUAUUUCGUCGUGGUACGUCAUACACUGCCUCCAGCGAUUUUGAGGAUGCGCGAAAGGACUUCAACCAGAUGAUGAAGAUUGAUAAGUCUUCAGAACCAGACGCUUUGUCGGCUUUGUCAAAGCUGAGAAAAGCAGAGCAGGAAGCGGUAGAGAAGGCACGAAAGCAGUUCAAAGGUUUAUUUGACAAGAAGCCUGGAGCUCUAUCCGAGCAGGAUGAGAUGGAGAAGGAAGCGCCAACAGAUGUGGACAAGGACAAAGAUGAAAACGAAGAGGAUAUCAAAAUUGAAUCUAGCUUGGGAAGCCAGAGUUCUGAGAGCGUAGAGACACAGAAGGAACACAAUCCGUUCAACUUCCGAACAGCUGGAAUAAACUUUAUCAGAAAACUUACUGGUGGGAGAUGCUCAAUUCUAUGAUUUGCAAACCAUAUUUCAGCUGACUUUAAAUCAUCUAAUUUCUCAUGUCCCACUCCCUUUUCUUCAAGAAACGCCGCCAUCGCAUUGAGGCACAGCAGAUAGCUACUGUAUAAUCACCCGAGUUUUUUGAAGUUGGGAUAAAAGUUCAUAGAUAGUCAGAAGCCAUGGAUACAAGUUUAUAUGGAGUAGGAAGGAAAUGCAAUAAAUAUACGUCGGGA
Messenger RNA from Marchantia polymorpha subsp. ruderalis, 2321 nucleotides. The record is from the annotation of a GenBank genome assembly. Lineage: Eukaryota; Viridiplantae; Streptophyta; Marchantiopsida; Marchantiales; Marchantiaceae.